AUGAUUUUUCUUGUCAUUUUGGAGUAUUUAAUUGGGAACAUAGUGUCAAUUUUUUCGUCAAAAUUUGACAACAUUUUCGGUGCUCUCACUUUACUUUAUCCACGAAUGAUUAGUUGUAACAUGAGUGUGACGUAUUUUGGUACUACUUUACUUCUGGAAGAUAGAUUCAAAGUGGUUAAUAAUUUCCUAUUUGGCGAGAAACUCAAGUCACGAAAUUUUACUAAAUAUCCCACCGAUUCGAAUUUUUGCGACAAAAUGAAAUUAUUGGUCAAUAUUCACAAACAAUUGAUCCGAAUUUGUAAAACAAUCAAUUCGAUUUUUUCACUAUUUUUUCUACUUUGGGUCACUGUCAAUUUUUUAUGCUUGGUUUCAGAUUUAUACAUUGUUGCUUACUUUCUCUCGACUGGCCAAUUUUUAAAAUACUGGCAAGGUAUGUUGAGAGCUUUAAAAAACGUUUGUAUUUAUUCGAUUGAGAUGUUUUAUAUUUCGAGAAGAUCUUCACUGCUUUGUUUUCAAGGAAAUCGAACUAAAGCUAUUUUGGUUGGAUUCAAAUUUGAUUUAAGCAACGAAGAGGAACGGAAUACUAUUGUUACUUUGAGUCUCGAACUUCGACAAUUUAAUCUUCAAAUAUCGGCUUGUAGACUUUUUGCAAUUGAUAAUGCCUUACUUUUUUCGAUGUGUGGAGCUGCUUUUUCCUACCUUUUCAUAAUGAUUCAAAUGGAUAAGGACUUGAAUAGGUCUUUCCGAAAUGUAACAAAUUCCACUCUAGAUUAAGAAAUAAAUAAACAGUUUCAAACACCA
Messenger RNA from Tribolium madens (black flour beetle), 801 nucleotides. RefSeq names its product putative gustatory receptor 77a. The transcript has 4 exons. Gene Ontology annotation, cellular component: membrane; neuronal cell body; dendrite. Lineage: Eukaryota; Metazoa; Arthropoda; Insecta; Coleoptera; Tenebrionidae. Gene Ontology annotation, biological process: sensory perception of taste. The record is from RefSeq and is a predicted model, not a curated record. Bases 1 to 774 code for a protein of 257 amino acids.